Molecule: messenger RNA, 1085 nt
Organism: Orussus abietinus
Lineage: Eukaryota; Metazoa; Arthropoda; Insecta; Hymenoptera; Orussidae
Product: myosin regulatory light chain LC-2, mantle muscle
Exons: 5
Coding region: 156-974 (272 amino acids)
Biological process (GO): locomotion; post-embryonic development
Cellular component (GO): myosin II complex; cytoplasm
Molecular function (GO): myosin heavy chain binding; calcium ion binding
Source: RefSeq, a predicted model, not a curated record
ACUUCGGUGUCCGGCUAACUAAUCUUGCUGGAAGUGGUCCCAAAGAGGCGACUUCAUGGAGGGGGCUGCAUGGUCCAUCUAUAAAGCUGGCCAGGAGGAGAUGCACCUUGCCAGUUCGCGGAUUCGCUUCCAUAGCUGCUGGAUCAAGCCGCGGAAUGGCCGACCUCGACAAGGGAGAGAAUCAGGAGCUGAAGAACGAGAAGAAAUCGAAAAGGAAGAAGUCGAAGUCGGAGGGAAAGCCUCAGAAUGGAGAAGAAAAGCCCAGCGGGGGGACCGACAAGGGAGAUCCGGUUCCCGAAGAAGUCCCCGAAGAGAAGGCUCUACUGGGAGAUGAAGCGAGGAGUGUUUCCGGAGACUCGGAAGAGGGCCCUAGGAAGAGCAUCCAGGAUUCCAAAGCCAAGAAACCGUUGGUGGAUUCUUCCGAAAAUUCUGGCACCCCGAAGCGCACCAAAGGGCUGCAGGAAAUCGACUUCAGGAAGUUGGCGGAAUUAAGAGAGGCCUUCCAUUUGUUCGACAUCAAUCAAGACGGAAUCAUUGACGUGGCUGAUCUGAAAUAUACCUUCGCUACUUUGGGGAAGCCCGACGUCCCCGAAGAACAGCUUCAACGGAUGCUCUCGGACAUGAAGAGUCCGGUGGACUUCGACUCGUUCGUCGCAUCGUUCGAGUACAAGGCGACCGUCCUGGACCCUGAAGACGUGCUUACAAAGGCCCUGUCCAACUGGGACUACGCAGGGAAUGGAAUGAUCAGUGAAGAGAGGAUAAGGCAUGACCUGCAAUCGUAUGGUGAGAGGUUCACCGUUAACGAAGUCGAUGGAGCUUUGGAAGAUGCUCCUUUGUACUCGAACCAAGGAGACAAAAUGAUCGACUACGUUGCGUUUUGCAAUGACAUCUGCGGACUGCAAAACGUGAAUAAAAGUAGGCAGGUCGAGAAAGAAGCGGAAAGGACCGGAAAGGAAGUAACGUCCUUGAUGUGAGGCACGAUGAAAAAUGGCUAAGAUAAAUUAAUCGAGCAAAUACCCACCGCAGUCUUUCAGCCCAUUAUCUUAUCAUUUUAUGGCUUGAAAUAAAAAAUGUAUCAUCUUCAA